AUGGCGGAGGGGUUGAGACUCUGCGGCUAUUGCUUCAUGUGGGUGGUUAGACCCACGGAGGAGUCCAAGCUUCCGGACAGUUUCUCUUUGGAGAAAGGGUUGGUGGUGGGGUGGUGCCCGCAGUUGGAGGUGUUGGCGGACGAGGCGGUGGGGUGCUUCGUCACGCACUGCGGGUGGAACUUGAUGGUCGAGGCAUUGAGCUUGGGAGUGCCGAUGGUGGGGAUGCAUCAGUGGAGCGAUCAAACCACCAACUCUAAGUUGAUGGCGGACGUGUGGGGGGUGGGGAUCCGGGCUCACCCCGACCAAAGAUGUGCAGUCGGAGGAGCCGAGAUAGUUCGUUGUGUGAAGCAUGUGAUGGAAGAUGAGGGAGGGGAAGAGAUGAGAAGUGCAGAGGGAUGGAAGAGAUUAGCUAGAGAGGCAGUUGAUGCAGGAGGCACAUCAGAUCAAAAUAUUGAGGAAUUUGUUGCUUCAAUUGUGGCUUCUGCAUAUUGAAACUGUAUUUAGCUUUUUCUUUCUUUAAUAAGAUUGAAGAUCAAAUAUACUCCCUCUGUCCCAUUAGAAAUGAAACAUUUUCCU
Salvia splendens (bonfire salvia) is the source of this 576-nucleotide messenger RNA. RefSeq names its product UDP-glycosyltransferase 74E1-like. The coding region runs from base 1 to 492 and encodes 163 amino acids. Gene Ontology annotation, molecular function: quercetin 3-O-glucosyltransferase activity; quercetin 7-O-glucosyltransferase activity. The record is from RefSeq and is a predicted model, not a curated record. The transcript has a single exon. NCBI's taxonomy places the organism in Eukaryota, Viridiplantae, Streptophyta, Magnoliopsida, Lamiales, Lamiaceae.